Messenger RNA from Colletotrichum spaethianum, 1656 nucleotides. Its product is annotated as putative amidohydrolase YtcJ. Gene Ontology annotation, molecular function: hydrolase activity, acting on carbon-nitrogen (but not peptide) bonds. NCBI's taxonomy places the organism in Eukaryota, Fungi, Ascomycota, Sordariomycetes, Glomerellales, Glomerellaceae. The transcript has a single exon. The record is from RefSeq and is a predicted model, not a curated record. The coding region runs from base 1 to 1656 and encodes 551 amino acids.
AUGGCACAAGUCACGAACCCCGCGGCGGGGGCCGGGGAGCUCUUCGUCAACGGGCGCAUCUUCCUCCACAACGCCGACACCGGCCUCGAAACCCAGCCGUCGUUCGCGGAGAGCAUGUUUGUCGCCGGCGGACUCAUCCAGGACAUCGGCACCACAGAAGAACUCAGGGCAAAGCAUGCAUCGGCGGACAUUACAACACAUGAUCUCUGGGGCAAAACAGUCCUGCCCGGCUUCGUCGAUGGGCAUGUCCACCUGCUGCUCCUGGGCCAGUCGCUGCGCAAGCUCAGCCUCGAACACUGCAAGUCCCUCGAGGACAUCCGCGCCGCCGUCAAGGAAUACGCCGUCGCGAACCCGGACGUCCCGCGCAUCAUGUGUAAGCUAUGGAUGCACUCCAUGACCCCUGACGGCGUCGACAAGACCAUGCUGGACGACAUCGACCCGCGCCCAAUCUUCAUCGACACCAAGGACCUUCACUCGACGUGGUGUAACACGGCCGGCAUAAAGGAGCUCGGCAUCGAGCACAUGCCUGACCCGUCUGGAGGAAAGAUCCACCGCGACGCUGAGGGCAAGGCCAUCGGUCUGCUCAGCGAAGCUGCAGUGCUCACCAUAGUAUGGCCUCAUCUAGCUCAGGUGGCGCCCAAGAGAGAUCGGAUGGAUGCCAUCAAAGCCGCAGUUGAGACGUACAACGCCUCUGGCUACACGGGGCUGGUUGAGAUGGCCAUGGACGAGCCGGCAUGGGACGCCGUCUGCUCGCUGCGAGCCGAGGAGCCCAACCUGCCCAUGCGCAUCCACGCCUACUGGCUCAUCAGACCAUCCGAAUCCGAGGAGGAGCGCUUCAGGCAGGUGGACCGGGCCAUCGAGCUGCAUGCCGAGCUGAAUAAGACGACCUCCCCCGACCUGCGCAUCGUAGGCAUCAAGAUCAUCACCGACGGCAUCAUUGACGCCUGCACCGCCCACCUGUCCGAGCCCUAUGCCGAGGUUGGCUCGCCGCCCCCCUUCUGGACUGCGGAGCAGCUCGGCCCCGUGGUCCAAAGGGCUGACUCGGCCGGCCUGCAAAUCGCCCUGCACGCCAUUGGCGACGCAGCCAUCAAGAACGCGGUGAAAGCGCUCGCAGACCACGCCACGCCCGGCCGCCGGCACCGCCUCGAACACAUUGAGAUGGCGUCCCCCGAGGAUGCGAAGCACUUGGGCGAGCUGGGCCUGACGGCCUCGAUCCAGCCCGUCCACGCAGACCCCGCGAUCCUGCGAGCGUGGCCGCGGCUCAUUGGCGCGCACCGCUGCGAGCGCGCCUUUGCCUACCGCGAGUUCGCCGACCACGGCGCGCUCCUUGCGCUGGGGAGUGACAGUCCUACUGCGCCGUGGGCGCCGCUGCAGAACGCCUACGUGGCGACCACGCGACGGUCGGCGAGGGAGCCGGGCUACGACGUGGUCGUCAACGAGCAUUUCAAAUUGGGUGUAUGCGAAGCCAUCACGGCCGCCGCAUUCGGAACCGCAAAGAGCGUGUUUGCUGAAGAUCGGAUCGGGUCCUUGCAGAUUGGCAAGCGCGCAGACUUUGUGGUCGCCGACAUGGACUGGACGCCGCAGGGUCUCUUGGAGGGCGAGAUCAGGGCCACCUGGUUCGAUGGGCGGAGGGUUUGGGCGUCUUCCGAUGUGUAA